Messenger RNA from Diprion similis, 2389 nucleotides. It is a transcript of the gene gcl, whose product is annotated as protein germ cell-less. Bases 314 to 1798 code for a protein of 494 amino acids. Gene Ontology annotation, molecular function: protein binding. The transcript is spliced from 8 exons. Lineage: Eukaryota; Metazoa; Arthropoda; Insecta; Hymenoptera; Diprionidae. Gene Ontology annotation, biological process: germ cell development. The record is from RefSeq and is a predicted model, not a curated record.
CACCAGCUAGCUCCGCAAGACUGCGCAAGUUUUACGAUCAGCCUGCUUUCUCAAAUGACUUCAUAUCUGUAUAUAGCCAAAAACAGCUGCCAGUGUUUGUGUACAUGUGUAGGGCCAGCAGCAGUGGUCAGCAGUGUGAGCACAGCGCGCAAAAUGUUUACAUUUUGUAGCGUAGCUUUGUCACUGGCAUUUCCUCGUGGUAAUUGUCUCGAUUGAGCAAGCUCUAAAAUUGUUAAAAUUUUGUUGAAUAAAUAGAAAAACAAACUCAAACCCUCUGCGGAAUUAACCAAUCUGCUGCGAAUCUACGCUAACUAUGGGCGGUUACGCGAGCAGAAUAGUGUCAGUGUCAAAUAUUGCAGUUAAUUCGGUUUAUCGUACUCGUAAACGGAAAUGCAUCGAAGAGGACGAGUUCGAUCCCGACUCGGAAUUCAUCGACAGAACACUCCAGACUCCAAAAAAACGAAAAUUACUGACGACUGCUCAGUACAUAUACAAAACAUUGUUCCAAGAAGAAAAAGGCAGCGACGUUACGGUUCUGAUGCUAGGCAAGGCAUGGAGGCUGCACAAAGUCUACAUAACGCAGAGUCCGUACUUUGCUAGCAUGUUCUCCGGCUCUUGGAGAGAAGCUAAUGAAAAGGUGAUCAGCGUGGAAGUAACCGAUCCUAAUAUCACUUUAGACUCUCUGGGAACUGUGCUAGGCUCUCUUUACCUCGAUGAGCUAAGUUUAGAGCCUAAAGACGUUAUUUCAAUUCUAGCAACAGCAACAUUAUUCCAGCUACAAAGUUUAAUCGACCAAUGUACAGAAAUAAUGGUAGAAACAACAAACAUAAAAACUGUCGUAGCUUAUCAUAAUGCGGCUGCUUCAUACGGCGUGCCAACUGUUAAGAAGGCCGCUAAACGAUGGCUGGAAGUCAAUCUACUGGGAUAUGGCUGGUUACAUCCUGAAUUUCUGAAUGAAAUUACACCCGAUUUAAUGGUAGAAUUAAUCAAAAGCCCUGAUUUGGUUGUCAUGCAGACCGAAUUCUGCAUCUACAUGAUGUUAAGAAUAUGGUUAUUCGUCCACCUACAAAAAAAAGAAGAAGUCGUGCAGAUAGAAGAAUUUUACAAGAGUCACACUUGGGCCGAACCAUUUCUAAUCACAGAAGAGGGCAGAGCUUACGCUGCGCCUUUUAAAUCGUUAAGGAUGAAACAUUUACUGCUUCAUCAUCAAGACGUGAAAAUAUUAUAUGGAGAUAAUUUGAUCCCUCCUGAAUGGUUGAACACUGCUUAUAAGGACCAGUGGCAUCACUUGUUGAGAAUUGACGCUAACAAAGACUGCGGAAUUUAUUUUCAUUUCAGACCGAGGCAGAUGAGUGAGGAGGAAUUUUCACGCGAAUGCUUCAGGUGCGGCAGGUGUGUUGAAAAAGGAGGAGAACACAUUUGGCGAUGGACAGCCUUCCAUUUUGGAUUAGAUCUCGUUGCUUCUUUAGACACUACCACGCUGAGGCUGAAGCGAAAUCAUAGAAUUGAAACAGAGCAUAUACAGUCCAAUCACGCAAAACAUAAUGUCAUUGUUAAGGUGUCCCUGGUGUCGUUAGACGAGCAAAGACAAGUGAAACACAUUCAGAAUUCGGGUAUGCUCCGAUUAUCGCUUCAUAAAAAUGAAGAGAAACAAGUUAUGUCCCUCGACAAACAGCUGACCUACCCAUUGUACAUAUCUGUAAACAUGCAGGUAGUAACGCCAUUUGCGCCGACAGAGGAAGGAAAACCGCAGCAACAGAAGGAAUCUGAAAUUGUUUUGACUUUGUCGGAUACAUAAGCAACACUUGAAAUCAAUCUUUCAUUUUUUACACAUUCUUGGUUUACUUUUUAUUUCAUUUCAUUCUAUUUUACUUUUACGAUUCGCGAUCUCGACACAAGUUUUAUUCAUCAAUAAUAAUGUAUGUACACUCGCUAAUAUUGAGCACUAGAUUGGCUCGAAUCUAUGGAUCAAUUGAUCUAAAUUAAUACAGUAAAAGUCACUCGAAAUCAAAAACAUUAAACGCACACUGUAAGAGUGCUUCACUGUAAGAGACCUUCUAAAACCAGGACAAACAAUUUUCUAAUUGUUGAAAAUCGACGACUAUUUAAAGUUUAGAAAUAUUACAAAACUUUCACUCUUAUGAAAGUCUUAAUCGGUGAGAAAUAAUUCAUUAUUUCCUACAUAGUCCCAACUACCGUCUCGUUCACGAUAUUUUUAAAGUAUUUCUGUAUCGAAAAAAAUUUCAAAAUUCGUAAUUCUGUAAGUAAUUUUUAUUCAUUUUAAUUCUUUUUUUCACUUACAGUCCAUCAGUAACUACUCGACGGGUAACUUACUAAUUAAUUCAAAUGAUUGCUGAUCGACGGCUAUUCAAGUUUCUCAAUCCAUGCG